This is a messenger RNA of Lobosporangium transversale, 1182 nucleotides long. RefSeq lists its product as hypothetical. The record is from RefSeq and is a predicted model, not a curated record. NCBI's taxonomy places the organism in Eukaryota, Fungi, Mortierellomycota, Mortierellomycetes, Mortierellales, Mortierellaceae. Gene Ontology annotation, molecular function: actin binding. The coding region runs from base 1 to 1182 and encodes 393 amino acids. The transcript has 5 exons.
AUGCCACCACCACCCCCACCACCCCCACCACCGCCACCAGGAGGAGGACCACCAGCUCCUGGGAAACUGCCUCCGGUUUCAAAUGAUAGAAGCGCACUUCUCUCGCAAAUUCAGUCUGGCAAACGUCUCAAAAAGGCUGUCACUAACGACCGUUCUGCACCAAUCGUCGAGACACCAAAGUCAUCGAUAGGCAGCGGAGGAGGAACGUUACCACGACCACCACCAAUUGGAGGCGCAGGAGGUGGAGGCGCACCUCAAUUAGGUGGGCUGUUUGCUGGAGGAAUGCCUAAACUUAAGAGUCGAAGCGGUGGACUGGAUACUGGAGCUACCGUCAAAUCUGCUUCUUAUUGCUUCGUAGCCGACCACAGCGCAAACAAUAACACCACCAAUGGGACUCCAGCUAGAGGGCUACCGAAACCACCGACUAUCAACGCUUCUGCCCGGUCUACGCCUCCAGUACCUGCUGCAACACCGCCUAGCGUGCCAGGACGAACCCCACCGCCAGUGCGCCACACACCCUCAACACCAUCCGCAACAGCAACUCCUCCUAGCCUACCGAAUCGUAGCUCUGCUCUACCGCACGUCAACGGAGCAAAUGGGUCCCCUGCUCGACCCCCAGGGCGCCCUGUGCCUGGGGCCCCCAACUCCUCGCGUUCUCCUGCUCCACCCACACCAGCACGUAAACCAGGACCACCACCACCACCUCGGACGAAUGGAGCAGCGACUGCACCACCAGCGACACCAGUAACACCAUCAAGAUCAACUCCUGCGCCCCCAGGCCGUGCCCCUCCUCAACAACCUACUCGCUCUACACCUGGCCCACCCUCGUUGUCAACGCCCAAUAAGUUACGUCCAUCGCCUAGUGCACCCGCAACGCCACCUGUUCCACCAGGGUCGGGUCAUAGGGCCAGAUCAGGCUCUGCACCAACCAAGCCAGAUUUUCGACCCGCCUCCCCUGUGACUCCCUCAUUUAAGCAACCAGAGCCACUAGCAACAGAAGGACGAUGGACAUUUAGAACUACAGGAGAUUUCCCUGCACCCAGGACGAAUUAUGAUCAUGGAUCAAAAGUGUACCCCAGUGGGAAUUCAACAGGAAGCUCAAUCCCUCUGGAUUUUUCAUCAUUAUCAGGGGGAAGAAACCCGCCUCCACCGCCAAUUGGAGGAGCAGGUCGUUAUCGUUAA